UCAUCAUCAAGAUUACUAAUUAAUAAUUCAAAUUCUAAUCAUUUAAUGUUGAUCAUCAUCGUCAUUAUUUUAAUACAUCUCUUUAUAACUCAUGUAUCUUGUUUAGGAAUUUUUCAAUUACGACUUGACAGAUUUGUCAAUGAAUAUAAUCGUGAUGCAUCCGGUCGUUGUUGUGGUGCUGCUGCUGCUGCUGCUGGCCAUAAUAAUACAACGACAUCGACAACAAUUUGUAAAGAAAAAUGUCAAACAUUUUUUCGUAUUUGUUUUAAAAAUUAUCAAGCAAAUAUCGAUACUAAUUCAAAUUGUCUUUAUGGAGAGAAAUUAACUCCAGUUCUUUCACCAAUAACAACAGCAACAAGUGAUAGUCAUCAUCAUCAUCAUCAUCUUAAUCAUCAUUCUCAUCAUUCAUAUUAUAGGUACAUUUUCAUUAAUAAUUGA
Molecule: messenger RNA, 438 nt
Organism: Dermatophagoides farinae (American house dust mite)
Lineage: Eukaryota; Metazoa; Arthropoda; Arachnida; Sarcoptiformes; Pyroglyphidae
Source: RefSeq, a predicted model, not a curated record